Molecule: messenger RNA, 4393 nt
Organism: Brassica rapa (field mustard)
Lineage: Eukaryota; Viridiplantae; Streptophyta; Magnoliopsida; Brassicales; Brassicaceae
Product: gibberellin-regulated protein 8-like
Source: RefSeq, a predicted model, not a curated record
GUUACUAUGUUUCUCUCUUUUGAAAUCUAUCUCAUCACUAUAUAUAAAGUCUCAAAAUUCUCAAUGUUGAUAGAAAAAGCUGCGUAAUUUAAAGGAAAGUGAUGUUUUCCCAAAAGUCAUGGCUUUUGUGAUUGCGUCCGUAUGCUUACACACUACUAAAUACUGUGCUUAUUCUUUCCUACCAAAUAAAUUUGAGAUUUUCUAUUUAUUUUGAAAUUUUGAACAAAAAAAGAUGCUAUUUUCGAAAUAGAUUAUUUACAAAUAAAGAAGAUUAUUUACAUGUUGCUAAAAAAAAGAAGAUUAUCUAGAAAAAAAAGAAGAAUAAGAUUAGUUGGGUAUGGUUGGAUACAUUUCUAGGACUUUAGCUACAGCUGUGUUCAGAGGUUCUAAUUUUCAUGGGAAUAAUUUUUAAAUCAGAGGAUACUUAAACAAUAAGCUUUGAGCCAAUGAUCAAAUACUGGAAAGUAUAGUAGGUUUGUAGAAAAUUUUUAUCGAUGACCAUUUCAAUGGCAUAAUAGUCCGAUGACCAUAGACAAAACGGCCAAAAUUUAUUUACAAAAGUUCUAUCGACUAAAAGAGACCAAGACAAAUCAAUUCCAUGUUCAAUUAAUAAAAGCAUUUGAAAACUGAUGGAAAAACAUGUUGGCCGCAAAGAAACAAAAGAAACUCAUUUGCAAUUCGUCUUUUCCUCAUUUGUAUAUCUUUGGUCUAGUCGUCUGGCCAUUUCAUUGGCUAAGUGCAAAUUUUACGCUUAUUGAUUUAGCACAUUUUUUUUCUAAAUUCAAUUUCUUCAGACCAUGAAGUUAUUCAUGUGCAGUGUAUAUAUUUACAUACUUAUUCCUGGCUGCGUUCAUACAUACCUGGGCUAUGAUUGUAUAAGCGGUCCUAUCAUCCAAGAUCUGGAGAUUAGCACUCAAAACUUGAGCUCCUUCUUCUUCAAAAACUCUCACAAGCACAUGUAACAUUAAUCUUUCCAUGUGAACAUUGAUAAGUUAGGUUCAUCUCUAUGAUUGAAUCCCGUGAAUGAAUACUGAGAUCUUUCAUGGCAUUCUUCACUAUCCGUAUUUCGUUUUGUUCUCGUUUAAGCUUUUAUAUAUAUGCUCUCUUUCCCUAUCCAUUAAUUUGUUCUCGUUUAAGCUAAUUUUAUAUAUGCUACUAUGUUUCUCUUGUUUUCAGUCCGUCUCUCUCUAUAUAUGUAGAGCGAGAGAGUCACAGUUCUCAUUUUGAGAGAACAAUCUGCGUAAUUGUAGCAAAAAGUGAUGUCCUUCGAAGCAAAUGAUGGCUUUAUAUAGUAAUUGCGCCCGUGAGCUUGCACAUAUGUAUUUGGUAGUAAAAAUAAUUAAAAAUAUGUAUUUGGUCCUAGGAUCUAGGUUGUUUUCAUAAAUUUAGUUUUACAUUACACAGAUUUUUCUGGGAACUAUUCAACUCUAGGUUUUGGUGGAGUGAAUUGUUGGACAGUGUACUAACUUUUAUAUAUUUUUGUCGAACCAUUCUAAUCAAUGCGUAUGUUAAUAGAGAAAUGAAUGCCGUGCAAUAGUGUGCAAUAUUGAUAAUCAACAAAAUAAAAUAAAUCUAUUUAUAUGACCGAUUGAAAGAGAAAAAAAAUAGAAGAAUGAUUCAAUGAUACAUAAGUAAUAACUACUGUAUAUUUGUCGUCUAGUUAGCCGUAUUCUUAGACACUGCUAAAAGUGCUAAUAUUAUUCUUUAGUGCAUUUUCCACAUUUUUGGAUUUCUUCAAAUGUUUGAAUACCACUAUAUGAAACUAGCUACCAAAAAAACUAGCUAUUUAUACAAGUCAUGGAUUUUGAAUUUGUUCCCCCACCAUGGCUAUCAGAUUGGUUUGUCCGGGCAAAACUGAUACCAUCCGAAAACAUUAUUAAGAUAAGAAAAUAUUAAGACUAUCUAUUUAUAUGAUUUUAUACAAAUAUUAACAUUGUGUUUCAUGAAUUAUAUCUUCAUUAUAUUUAAGAAAAAUUAGAGAGUAAAUUUUUUUUACAUUUUCAUAUGUUAUAUAACUUAUAUCAAACUGUUAUGGAAAACUAAAAUCACAUAUAAAAAGGUUUUAUAUAUGUGAAGUUUGAGAUUCAUAAAAAAGAGAUGAAAACUGAGACAAAGAAUUUUUUUUAUCAGAUACUAGUUUAUAUUAACAAUGAUAUUUAAUUUCACAUUUUCGAUUAAAUCAUGGAAAAUAUAACUGAUAUAUUUAAAGUAAAUAUGACAUUAGUCCUGGUUCUUGUUAGAUUAAAUUAUGUGAGACUGUGAGCAACCAACAGGUAAGAAAAUUUGAGCACUUUUCUUUCAUAAUCAUCAGUAUAUUGUUAUUCAACUUGUUAUGCAACGCAAGAUAAAUAUGCAACAGUGUAAGAACACAAAUUUACAAUUUCUAAAAGUAUAUUUAUAACUUGUUAUGUAAGGCAAGAUAAAUAUGCAGUGUAAGAAACAAUUUUACAAUUUUUAAAGAUUCAUACGAUUCUGUCUAUGAAAUAUAUAAUUACCUCAAAGUAAAACGGUAUAACAGAUGACAAUUCAUAAAGAUUCAUGUAUAUGAUAAGAUUCUGUCUAUGAAAUAUAUAAUUACCUCAAUGUAAAAACGGUAUGACAAGUAAGAAAUGUUCAUUUCUAGAUCCUUAUAAUUUAAUUAGAAUAACAAAUGACUAUUCAUAGAUUCAUGUAUAGGGUAGAUUCUGUCUUUAUGAAAUAUAUAUAUUUACUCAAAAUAAAAUGGUAAAUCAAGUAAGAAAUUUUCAUUUAUGACCCUUAUAAUUAAAUUAGAAUAGCAGAUGACAAUUCAUACAGAUUCAUGUGUAGGGUAGAUUCGGUCUAUGAAAUAUAUAAUUACUUCAAAGUAAAACGGUAUAACAAGUAAGAAAUCUUCAGAUCCUUAUAAUUUAAUUAGAAUAACAGAUGACAAACGUUUCACUUCACAUUUUCUCACUAUAAGUAACCCUCUCCUUACAUCCACAAUUUCACCAUCUCCCAAGUCACCACUCUUUAAUUUUCACGAACUUGAAGUUUUUUUUUUCUCAUCUUAACCAAAAACAAAGAUGAAGCUCAUGGUUGUACAAUUCUGCAUAAUAUUUUUUCUCCUCACAUCUUCAUUUUUUGUACCUUCAACCGCUGAUUCGUCAUGUGGUGGAAAGUGCAACGUGAGAUGCUCAAAGGCAUCACAACAUGAAGAGUGCCUCAAGUAUUGCAAUAUAUGUUGCGAGAAGUGUAAUGGUUGUGUUCCCUCUGGUACUUACGGAAACAAAGACGAAUGCCCUUGUUACCGUGAUAUUAAAAACUCCAAAGGCGGCCCCAAGUGUCCUUGAACAUGUUUUUAAAGAUCAUCAACACACACAUGCUAUUAAUAUUUAUAUGUAUGAAAGAUAUUAGUAACAACUAUGUUUGACGGAUGAAAUAAUAUUUGAGCUAAAUUACAAAAAAAAAAAAAGAUAAUAAUAAUAUUUGAGCUUAAAGAUUGAAGUGCUCAAUGCAUGAAAACUAUGAUAGAUCUUGACAAAAAAAAAAACGAAAUACUUUUAAAACAAAUAUUAUGACCGAUAAUGUUGGCUGCUACGGAUACUCGCCGCUAGUUUUGAUCCACCUCAGUGGGGGACUAGAUACACCGGUUUAUUCAGAAAAAAAUAAUAUAUAUUAUGAUAUGGGUAUGUAUGUUGCUCAUGAAAGGUAGGAUCGUUCACCAGAGCUAUGAUAGAUUAGAGGAGACAUGAUGUCUCAAAGGAGCCACAAAAGCUUAGAUGAGACAUGAUCGUUCAAAAGAAUAAAAUCUUGUAAACUUCACCAUAACUUCACCAUAUCUAACUUUUAUUGUACUCUAAGCAGUUUCUGUCAUCUCCAACGUGUACUUAUCUCUAACAAAUCUGAUUCUUGCUUUUGUAUACUUCUAGGUGAAUCAUGUUUAUGUCUUUAUAACUUUUCUUUUGCUUUAGAGUCCAAUGAAAACACAAAGAAGCGAAAUCUAAAACAAGAAAAUGACCAUGAUAUAUAAAGAGAGAAUCUUUCUACAAACAAAACGAGAACGGUACAUCGUAGGCAAGCCAGAUGAUACAUAAAGACUCAAAACCAGCAACAAACCCACCUACAAAUUCUGAUAAGCAAAAAACUCAAAGCAAAGAGAGAGGCCUAUUGCUUCUUCAACUAGAGAAUGGGUCUUCUGAGUCACUCUCUGCUUUCUUUUGGUGGUUGAAACAAAUUAAGCUUCAACGCUCACAAGCUCAUACUCGAUGAGGGAAAGAUUGUUAUCUUCCUUGACAGUGAUGUCUGCUGCCUCCUCGGCCACUUCAACGCGGCCCCAUCUAUCAACAGCAAGCCUCAUAGAUCCCUUGUACAUGUCGAUCUUUGCAUUGCGCAGAGUCACUAUCUUGCCUUCUUUCAUCAAAUCCACUGAUCC